Lycium barbarum (goji berry) is the source of this 1624-nucleotide messenger RNA. RefSeq lists its product as uncharacterized. The transcript has 9 exons. The record is from RefSeq and is a predicted model, not a curated record. Lineage: Eukaryota; Viridiplantae; Streptophyta; Magnoliopsida; Solanales; Solanaceae. The coding region runs from base 236 to 1270 and encodes 344 amino acids. Gene Ontology annotation, cellular component: Golgi apparatus.
AUCCAGUAAGUAAGCAGCUCCAUCGUCAUCAAACCAAUCCCAACUUCCAAACACCGAAACGGAUCUGUAAACUCCCCUUAAACUAAACAUAAAUCUGAAUUUGUUUCCGCUACACAACACUGGAGUCUCCACAUUUGAUUUGCGAAAUUCGAAUUCUCCGAAACCUGAAAACCCUAACAAUUUUCUGUUUAUCGAUCUCAAACUCAUCUAUUUCACUGUUACUUUAGCCAAUGCAAUGGUGGUCUGCAAAUGUCGAAAGGCAACUAAAUUAUACUGUUUUGUGCACAAAGUCCCUGUUUGUGGAGAAUGCAUAUGCUUUCCUGAGCAUCAAAUAUGCGUGAUCCGCACCUAUUCAGAGUGGGUCAUAGAUGGAGAGUAUGAUUGGCCUCCAAAAUGCUGCCAUUGUCACUCUGUGCUUGAAGAGGGAACUGAUGCUGGGACAACUCGGUUGGGUUGCUUGCAUGUAAUACAUACAAAUUGCUUGGUUUCGCAUAUAAAAUCUUUUCCACCACACACUGCUCCAGCUGGUUAUGUCUGUCCUGCAUGUUCAACUUUGAUAUGGCCUCCUAAAAGUGUAAAAGAUUCAGGAUCACGCCUUCAUACAAAGUUGAAAGAAGCUAUUAUGCAGACUGGCCUGGAGAAAAAUUUGUUUGGAAACCAUCCAGUGACUCUGCCAGGAACAGACCCUCGAGGUCCUCCACCUGCUUUUGCUUCUGAUCCGUUGAAGCAUGUUUCAGCUGGUGGAAAAGAUUCUGGAGGAUUAGCUGCAAUUGUGACAGGUUCUUCCAAACCUGCAAGCAUGGACAUUGUGGAGAUAGAUGACCCCACUUCAGCACCUUCAUCUGUGCCUAAUCAUGAGACCAAUUUCAUGAAAAGCACAAGUCCUUCCGGUCCUGGAGCCACCACACGAAAGAACACAGUGCAAGUAGAAAGGCAAAACUCUGAAAUAUCAUACUUUGCUGAUGAUGAAGAUGGAAAGCGGAAAAAGUACACAAAGAGGGGUUCAUUUCGCCAUAAGUUUCUGAGAUCAUUGAUCCCAUUUUGGUCGAGUUCCUUACCAAUUCUACCAGUAACUGCACCACCACGAAAAGAUGGAUCAAAUGCUGAUGAAGUCACUGAAGGUCGUCAGCGCCAUCACAAGUCUUCAAGAAUGGAUCCAAGAAAACUCCUCCUCAUUAUAGCGAUCAUGGCUUGCAUGGCAACCAUGGGUAUCCUAUACUAUAGAAUUGCUCAGAGUGGUCUAGAUGAGGAGCUGCCUGAUAAUGAAUAGUGGUAAGUUUAUGGCCAUAAAGUUUUUGGCGGCGUGAGUUACGGCUAUAUAUCACUCAUCAACGGGACCGACAGAGUUGCUUAUUCUUCUGCUGCUUGUACGUGCUCAAUCUUUGUUGUCAUCAUGUCACUGUUUUGGGUGGAAACAAAUUCUUGGUAUCCUGUGAUUUAUAGAGAACUUGUCUUAUGACAACGAUUAAUGUCUGCCCAGCUCCCCUGUACCUCAUUGAUAGCCUUCUCUCUCUUUCCUCCCAUUUCUUUUUCUUGUUUGGUUUUUUAGUUAAUUCUGUUUGGUAGUUAAAUGGAGUAACAUGCUGAAAUGAAAUAAUAUUGCGUCUUCUCAUUGUUUUUGUAA